Penicillium chermesinum is the source of this 213-nucleotide messenger RNA. RefSeq lists its product as uncharacterized. The coding region runs from base 1 to 213 and encodes 70 amino acids. The transcript has a single exon. The record is from RefSeq and is a predicted model, not a curated record. Lineage: Eukaryota; Fungi; Ascomycota; Eurotiomycetes; Eurotiales; Aspergillaceae.
AUGGGGACUGUGUGGAUGACCGCUACGCUCUACGGAGUACCUGAUGGGUCUUUCUUUACUCGGAGCAUUCUCUAUCUGUCUGAAUCUAAGUUCCUGGAUCCUCCCCACGAAACUCAGAUAUCGAGCUGCGUCCUCCCGUCGCUCGCGGGGCUCGCCCCCAUUCUUCCCGUCUACGCAACGUGUCGGACUGGGAUCGACUCGAUCUGCCUGUGA